ACAAUUCUGUCCCUCUAGAAGAAAUGAUUAGAAUUGAAGAAGUUAUUGGUGAACUAAAUGGAGAAGAUGCUAAGGAGAAGCAUGGGUUGCCACCAGGGUUUAGGUUUCACCCUACUGAUGAAGAGCUCAUUGCCUUUUAUUUGGCCUCGAAAAUCUUCGAUCUUGGAACUUUUCAUGGUGUCAAUAUUGCAGAGGUUGACCUCAAUAGAUGUGAGCCUUGGGAACUUCCAGAUGAGGCAAAGAUGGGGGAGAGGGAGUGGUACUUUUUCAGCCUAAGGGUGAGAAAGUAUCCGACUGGGUUGAGAACGAACAGAGCAACGGUCGCGGGAUACUGGAAAGCGACAGGGAAAGACAGGCAAAUAUACAGUAGUAGUGGUUCAAGUUCAACAACAAAUGGAGUGAUAAAACUAGGAACCAAAAAAACUUUGGUUUUCUACAAAGGAGGCGCCCCGCGAGGUCUCAAGACUAAGUGGGUGAUGCAUGAAUAUCGCCUCCACUCUGAUCUCACUUCCUGCAUUUCCUGCAAGGACGAGUGGGUUCUAUGCAGAAUAAUUCAGAAAUCCGCAGGGAAGAUGAAGCCUCCUCAGAGUUUCCAAAUUCAAACAUGUUUUCAAGAAAAGUUGCCUACUCCUUCCUUGCCCCCAAUAUUGCACCAGAUUCCUCCUCUCCCUCCUCCAGCGUUACUCCAACAAAAUCAUCAAUCUCAAAUCAUUCGUUUUCAGCGCCACGAAAAUGGCGGCGGCCUCGAGAGCUUAAUUAUGAACAACCCACAGCCACAGUCGGUGUACAACAACCAUUUUUCCAUCAAUAACCCACCACUGGUGGACGGCGGCGCGUGGGGUAGUUUUGGAGUGGACGGCGGCGCGUGGGGAGUGGAUGUAGGGGACAGUACUGAUCUGGUUGACUGUGAGAGUAACGAUAAGAAUAAUGACUGUCAGAUGUUGUGUUAGAUUAUUGUAAAACACAGAUCCCGAAGCAUCCGAUGUUUUUGGAUGCUCAAAGAUCCAUGUUUUUAGUACCAUAGUAUCUACUUGAGAGUUCGAGACUUGCUUUUCAAUUUAUGGCAUUCCUGAAACUUGGGAGUUCA
Molecule: messenger RNA, 1087 nt
Organism: Momordica charantia (bitter melon)
Lineage: Eukaryota; Viridiplantae; Streptophyta; Magnoliopsida; Cucurbitales; Cucurbitaceae
Gene: CUC3
Product: NAC (No Apical Meristem) domain transcriptional regulator superfamily protein
Biological process (GO): regulation of DNA-templated transcription
Molecular function (GO): DNA binding
Source: RefSeq, a predicted model, not a curated record